Molecule: messenger RNA, 1972 nt
Organism: Lolium rigidum
Lineage: Eukaryota; Viridiplantae; Streptophyta; Magnoliopsida; Poales; Poaceae
Product: probable E3 ubiquitin-protein ligase XBOS33
Exons: 10
Coding region: 39-1607 (522 amino acids)
Biological process (GO): regulation of synapse organization
Cellular component (GO): glutamatergic synapse
Molecular function (GO): protein binding
Source: RefSeq, a predicted model, not a curated record
ACGCCGCUCGCCGGCGAGGGGCGGCGGCGGCGGCGGCGAUGGGGAACUCGCUGGGGUGCUCCGCGUCCGGCGAGCGGCUGGUGUCGGCGGCGCGGGACGGGGACGCCGUCGAGGCGCGCAUGCUGCUCGAGCUCAGCCCGGCGCUCGCGCGCUACUCCACCUUCGGCGGCCUCAACUCCCCGCUCCAUUUCGCCGCCGCUAAGGGCCACCUCGACAUUGUGACGCUGCUGCUGGAGAAGGGUGCGGAUGUGAACGCGCGGAACUACUGUGGUCAGACUGCGCUGAUGCAUGCAUGCCGGCACGGACACUGGGAGGUGGUUCAGAUGCUCUUGCUCUUCAAAUGCAAUGUUACCAGGGCGGAUUACUUGAGUGGUAGAACGGCAUUGCACUUUGCAGCACACGACGGACUUGUUCGGUGUGUAAGGUUGUUACUUGCUGACUACGUCCCAAGUGUGUCGUUGGACGAUAGUGCCUCUUCGGUGGCAGAUGGCGGUGAUAGCCAGGCGAAUAGCGGCAGCAGUCCUACUUCUUCAGUGGGACUGAAGUUCAAUGAACCUGCUCGUGUGAGGUACAUCAACAAACCUGCUGAUGGCGGCGUUACAGCUCUCCACAUGGCAGCUUUGAAUGGCCAUUUCGAUUGCAUGCAAUUGUUGAUUGAAUUAGGUGCAAAUGUGUCAGCUGUCACAUUUCCCUACGGAACUACAUCAAAUUUGAUAGGAGCUGGCAGUACCCCUUUGCAUUACGCAGCUGGCGGCGGGAGUCUGGAGUGUUGCCAGGUACUUCUUUCAAAAGGUGCUAGCAGGUUGACACUUAAUUGCAAUGGGUGGCUUCCCAUGGAUGUUGCUAGGAUAUUUGGGCGACGUGGCUUGGAGCCAUUGCUCUCUCCAAAUUCACACACCGUUAUCCCUGCAAUUCAGCCAUCUAGUUACCUGGCGUUGCCACUUAUGAGCAUACUAAAUAUAGCCAGAGAAUUUGGGUUGCAACACACCGUAUCCUCUGUGGUGGAUGAUAGCGACCUUUGUGCAGUUUGCCUGGAACGGUCUUGCUCUGUAGCUGCUGAAGGCUGUGGUCAUGAGUUCUGCAUCAAAUGCGCUCUGUAUCUUUGCUCGACUAGCAAUGUCCGUGUCGAGUUCACAGGCCCGUCUGGGUCGAUCCCAUGCCCUCUCUGUCGGAAUGGAAUAAUGGCAUUCACUAAGUUGCCAAGCACACCGACCUCAGAUGGAUUUAAAUCAAGCUCUGCGCUCACAUUCUGCAAUCCAUGCAUUCUGAACACCCGAUCUGUAGACUCCCCAGCAACUGUCUGCAAAGCUGAAAUCAGGCGCAACCGUGUCGCAGCUGUCUCUUCCGAGUUAGUCUGUCCACUCACCUGCAGCCCAUUUCCCUCGUCCGCCCUCCAAACCUACAGGUGCAGCGACGAUGAUCCAUGCGGCUCAACAGAAACACAGGAUGGCUCCGAGGUGCAGUCUCCGCGUCCCUCACACAGCGCAAGUAGCGAGCUGGAUAAGAGGGGAGAGCAGGAUAUUGACCAGACCACCUGCUCAGGCAUGUUCUGGAGUCGCAGAAGCUGUCAGAGGGAGCAGCAGUGCAACGCGGAGAUCAAUGCUUGAUUCCUUACUUCCUGGUUGUGAAUAUAUUUGGAUUCAUAGCAGCUCAAUGCGGGAGAUGAUCAGCGGGCCUCCUGGGCUGUGUUUCUUUUUAUCCUAUUUGCAGCCAAGAUUUUGGUGGUUGUUGAUCAUGCAGCUUUUGGCUGCCAUAGGUCUUACUGUGUUGUAACAUUUGGGUCACGUUUACCGUGUUAGAUCAUAGCUUGAAAAUAACUAGUCGGUUAUUGUUCUUUGUAGCUGUUUGUAAAUUAAACAGUUUGGCUGAGGGCUUCUUCUGAUAGCGAGGAUAAAAUUCAUGUAAAAUGACAUCAAAUUACACUCUGAUGAUAUAUAUUGAUAUUUCAUAAUCUCUUCAGGUUUUUUCUACA